Messenger RNA from Helobdella robusta, 981 nucleotides. RefSeq lists its product as hypothetical. Gene Ontology annotation, biological process: regulation of apoptotic process. The transcript has a single exon. NCBI's taxonomy places the organism in Eukaryota, Metazoa, Annelida, Clitellata, Rhynchobdellida, Glossiphoniidae. The record is from RefSeq and is a predicted model, not a curated record. Bases 1 to 981 code for a protein of 326 amino acids.
AUGAAUGAAGAACAGAAAUCUCGUAUCAAAGCCACAUACAAAUUGAUCGUAGAUUCCGUAAUUUUUGAUGACAUCCAGGACUAUCUGUACUCUAAUCUGACGGAUUUCAGUUCGGAAAUGAUAGAGGAAAUCAAAGCAGAAGGAAUUAACCGGAACCAGAUGAGAAAGUUUUUGUCGAUGUUAGAGAAGUUAAAAGAUGAAAGAACGUACGACAUGUUCCGCAAGUCUUUGAAGGAAAGUGUCGAUUUCAGUUAUGUUGUUGCAGAGUUAGACAGAGCUGACUUGAAAAACAUUCCAGUUAUUGAGAAUUAUCAAUCAAAAUUUGAAGUUCUCCGUCAAAAUGUUGAGAUACAAACAAAGAUUAUGAAUCAAGUUUUAGAAUCAAACCAGCUGCUGCAAGAGAAGAUUGAAAAAUUACAAAGUGUUCCAGGAUUCACACAGAUGACACCAUCUGGAGAAGUUAUCAUCAAAGAUAUCCAAAACUUCUCAACUUACUUAUUAGAUGAAACAGAUUCCAGCGUUGAUUCAUCAAAGAACUUGAAUCUUAAUGUAAAGUUAAAAGUUCAGAACAAAAAAAAAGAAAUUGCAUGUGCACUGGGGGUAGACAGCAUAUAUGACUUAGAAUCUCCAAUCCCUGAUAACUUGCAAACAUAUAAAAAUCACAUACAGACAGUCAGAAAUGCAAUAAAGAAACUUAGAGACGAUGAAGUCAAGGAAAUUGACAGAACUGUCUCCUCGAAUGUUUCAAUUCACGAGAUGGUAGGCCUCCCUACAGUUCAAACGCUGGCCGAGGAAGUUUUUGACAAGUGCAAUAUUGGAAGAAUUGUUGUCUGGUUUGCGUACUGGAGGAAAUUUAUACAGGAUUUGGACGGGACUGACAGUGAAAAAAGGAUUUUUGGAGAAUAUAUCGGCUUCUCUCUGUGUUUAAACCCGGUUGUCAUGAAAUGGUUGGAUGAAGAAGAUGGCUGGGUUAGUCAGUGA